GGGGAAGAAUCAUUUCAAAGUUAUUUUCUCCCAUUUAUUUUCCUUCCUCCCCCUUUUCCACCCAUCCAAACAUAGCGUUAAAGUACCUUUCUAUAAAUUCCUCCAAAUAUUUAGCAUCCAUUUUCUUCUGCUCUCUUUUCAUCUGUCAGUAACUGAAAGCUGUCAAAAAUGGCUUCCCUUAUCUUCUCUGUUUUGAUUUUAGGGUUUUGCCUAUUGGUUUCUCUUUUCUCACCCGCGCUCUCGCAGACCUGCUCCUUUCAGAAAUUCACCGGCAAUGAUUUGUAUGCUCACUGUGUAGACCUCCCUACCCUCACCUCCUAUCUCCAUUUCUCUUACGAUUCCGCUAAUUCUACUCUUUCUAUCGCCUUCCUUGCUUCCCCUGCCAAAUCUGAUGGAUGGGUUUCCUGGGCUAUAAACCCCACGGGCACCGGAAUGCCAGGGGCUCAGGCGCUUGUUGGCUACAAGGAUUCGAAAGGUUCCAUGACUGUUAAGACGUACAACAUCAGCUCUUACACGCUUGCUUCGGUGGUGCAGUCAAAAUUGGCUUUUGACGUGUGGGACGAACGGGCAGAGGAGGAUAACGGCGUCAUGGUGAUCUUUGCGAAAAUUAAGGUUCCGGCAGACUUGGCGGCGAAGGGGAUGCUAAAUCAGGUGUGGCAGGUGGGUUCAAGUGUUGAUUCCGAAGGAAUACUGACGCCGCAUGACAUGAAUGCUCCAAAUUUGAACGCCAAGGGAACCUUGGAUUUGAAGGGAGGACAGACUGUGGUUACCGGAGGAGUGGACUCCAAAACUAAGAAGAGAAAUAUUCAUGGGGUGCUGAAUGCUGUGAGCUGGGGAGUUCUGUUUCCAAUUGGAGUUAUAAUAGCACGUUACCUGAGACCUUUCCAGUCUGCAGAUCCAGCGUGGUUUUAUCUCCAUGUUUCUUGCCAGGUUUCUGCAUAUGCUAUUGGGGUUGCAGGGUGGGCUACUGGUUUGAAACUUGGAAGUGAAUCAAAGGGCAUUCAGUGGACUGCUCAUCGAAAUAUUGGGAUUACCCUUUUCUCUUUAGCAACGCUACAGAUUUUUGCAUUGUUCUUGAGACCGAAAAAGGACCACAAAUACCGAUUCUACUGGAAUAUCUAUCAUCAUGGUGUUGGCUAUGCCAUUCUCAUCCUUGGCAUUCUGAAUGUGUUCAAAGGUCUAGACAUCUUGCACCCUGAACAGAAAUGGAAAUCGACUUACGUAGUUGUGAUUGCAGUCUUGGGUGGAAUUGCUUUGUUGCUGGAAAUAAUUACUUGGAUAGCAGUCUUGAGGAGGUCUAACAAAUCCACCAAGCCCUAUGAUGGAUACAAUGGACAAGGCGGGCAACAGCCAUUCAGUGCAUGAUCAACCAAUUGAUAUUGGUCUUCCUAGUAGAGAUAUGAUUUUGUAAUAUCCUUUUAACAAAUUAAGAUUCUAGUUGGCCUAUAUUUUCUAGAACACUUUCUUUUCUUCUCCUAGUUUACUUGAUAUCUUGUAAAAUGGUUUGGUUUCACCUGGUACAGAUUUGUGUUUCAGUUCAAACUUUUUUUUUUUACUACGCCUAUAGUUAGCGUACAACAUUUCAUUUUUUUUUUACUACGCCUAUAGUUAGCGUACAACAUUUCAUGCCAUGUAUCAUUAUGUUUACUGAACAGAUUUCAGAGGUGGAAAUUAUUCAUGAUUUUUCUUCU
Messenger RNA from Hevea brasiliensis (rubber tree), 1691 nucleotides. Its product is annotated as cytochrome b561 and DOMON domain-containing protein At3g25290. Bases 169 to 1365 code for a protein of 398 amino acids. The transcript is spliced from 3 exons. Lineage: Eukaryota; Viridiplantae; Streptophyta; Magnoliopsida; Malpighiales; Euphorbiaceae. The record is from RefSeq and is a predicted model, not a curated record.